This is a messenger RNA of Cladophialophora carrionii CBS 160.54, 1284 nucleotides long. RefSeq lists its product as uncharacterized. Bases 1 to 1284 code for a protein of 427 amino acids. The transcript has 2 exons. Lineage: Eukaryota; Fungi; Ascomycota; Eurotiomycetes; Chaetothyriales; Herpotrichiellaceae. Gene Ontology annotation, molecular function: sarcosine oxidase activity; L-pipecolate oxidase activity; flavin adenine dinucleotide binding. The record is from RefSeq and is a predicted model, not a curated record.
AUGCCGUCACUUUCGAAACAAGACGCCAUUGUCAUCGUCGGUGCCGGCGUCUUCGGUCUCUCGACUGCCCUUAGUCUGGCGGAGAGAGGUUUCAGCAAUGUCACGGUUCUCGAUCGCAUGGCACCGCCCGUACCAGACGGAAGCAGCUGCGACAUAUCGCGAAUCGUGCGUAGCGACUAUUCCGACCCAUUCUACGCGCGCCUGGCCAAAGAGGCGCUGCAGGCCUGGCGGACGGGACCCUUUGCGAGUUUCUACCACAACUCCGGCUUCGUAUUGACCUCCGAAUCUCGCCCAGACGCGUUUCUGGAAAAGCUAAAGGGAGUCCUCAAAGGACAAGACAUUCCCUAUGAAAGCUUUGACAGCACCAAUGAGCUGAAGCGGAAGUUUCCAUCAUUGAACGAGAUUCAGACAGAAUUUGGCGGUUAUCUGAAUCCUAAUGCAGGCUGGGCCGAUGCGGCGGCCUCCAUCAGCCUCUUGGCCACACUGUGCACCGAGAAGGGAGUCUCCAUCAUCACUGGACCAAGAGGGACAGUUACCUCAAUGAGAAUCGCGGGCUCUCGGGUUGAGGGCGUCAAUGUCGCUCUGGGUCUUCCUGUUCUGGGAUCGAGGGUCAUUCUCGCCACUGGUGCAUGGACGAAUAGCUUCUUAGACUUGACAUAUGCCAUGUCGUCCUCUGGGCAGCCGGUCGGUUUCAUUCAACUUACAUCAGAGGAAGCGUACAGCAUCUCCCGGAUGCCGACCCUCAUCAACAUGACAUCGGGAUUCUUCGUCUUUCCCCCUACCCCCGGCACGAACAUCCUGAAGGUGGCCUGCCACAGCCACGGCUUCGAGAACAGGGUGCCCAUCGAGGACGGCGGCCGGACGAUAUCUGCCCCCAGACGAGACUCGAAUAAUGCAACGUCGUUCUUCAUCCCAGACUCCGCAGACGCGGCGCUACGACACGGCCUGAAACAGAUACUGCCGAGAUUUGCCGACCGGCCGUGGAUGAGACGUCGACUUUGCUGGUACACCGAUACCCCUGAAGGUAACUUUGUCGUGGAUUACCAUCCGUCCAUUCAAGGACUAUUCUUUGCAACAGGAGGGGCAGGACACGGCUUCAAGUUUCUUCCGGUCCUUGGAAACUACAUCGCGGACUGUUUCGAAGGCAAGGCGCCAGCGGAAGUCCGGGAGAAGUGGAGGUUGAGGAAUGAUCCCGGUGUCAGGCUUCCUUUCGUGUGCAAUGAUGGAAGCCGUCGAGGGCCGCCCCGCAGAGUCCUCUCGAGGUCUGAGCAGGCACGACUUUGA